UGGUUGGCAACAGCUGUUUCUAAUUUGUAUUUGUUUAUAAUUUACACAUAUUUGAAAUAAAUGGAAUCUUUGGCCAACUACCGCUAUAGCUUAGUGGCUGGCGCUUGUGCAGCCGGUGGUAGCUUUUUUGGUAAGCUGCCCAGCCACCUAAGCGCCCAGAAGCUGAUGUAUUUUCCAGAUUCAGGCGGAUCAAACUUUUCAGAUUCCUCGUAUUUGGAAUUUGGUUUGCUGAGGCUUCUACCUUUAGUCCUGAUGGUGUUGUGCAAUGUCUGUAAUCUGCGCUGUUUCCUUAAAGCACUGCAAAUGACCGAGCAGACCCUCACCUGCGUUGUGUUGACUGCCGCGUCCAACUAUGUGCUGUCUUUUCUUUUAGGCGUGCUGGUAUGCCAAGAGCCACUCACUGCACUCUCUGGCAUUGGAAUCACACUAAUAUUGGGUGGUCUUUGGUUUCUUUGUGAUGCUGGGGCAGGGGAGAGCAGUAAAAAGGAGCCAGAAAAAGAGUCAUAAAACAUACAAAACAAAAA
This is a messenger RNA of Drosophila guanche, 524 nucleotides long. RefSeq lists its product as uncharacterized. Bases 61 to 507 code for a protein of 148 amino acids. The transcript is spliced from 3 exons. Lineage: Eukaryota; Metazoa; Arthropoda; Insecta; Diptera; Drosophilidae. The record is from RefSeq and is a predicted model, not a curated record.